Molecule: messenger RNA, 399 nt
Organism: Paramecium sonneborni
Lineage: Eukaryota; Ciliophora; Oligohymenophorea; Peniculida; Parameciidae
Source: the annotation of a GenBank genome assembly
AAAAAAUAGUAAAAUUCAUCAUUAAAGUAAAAUGUAGAGAUAUAUAAAGAUUUGUAUGAAAUUAAUAAAGAUAGAAGAUUAUAUGAUAUAAAUAAAGAGAGUACAAUUUGAAUAUCUUCUAAGUUAAUAAUAAAUUUAAGUGAGAUUAGAUAGAUAGAAAGACAAGCAUAAAUUAGUUUUGGAAAGAUUAAGUGAGGAAUUGAAAGUAGUAAAAUAGGGAAUAGAAAUGAUCAAAUUAAAACGCCUUCAAACCAAUUUCCAACAAUGAUUUGAUCACCAUAAAAUCGACCUUUUCCAUGAAUCAUGCCGUUAAUAAAAUGACCUUCAAAUUUUUAACCAUUUGUAAGAGUUAAUAUUCCUUCACCAUGCAUUUUAUUUGAUUUAAAAUAUCCUUUAUAG